Messenger RNA from Amoebophrya sp. A25, 2306 nucleotides. NCBI's taxonomy places the organism in Eukaryota, Dinophyceae, Syndiniales, Amoebophryaceae. The record is from the annotation of a GenBank genome assembly.
ACAACGCUGGUUUGGAAAAUCAGAUUGGAGAUACAUGACAUGACAUCAUUAUUAUUCACGUAUCUUCGUACUCCUCCUCCUCCUUGUAGGAUGAAUCUUCACCAACGGAGAAGCACAUAGCAGAUCAGGAUCUAUUCAACAAAGUUAAACUCUUUCUCAACAGUUCCUCUACUCCAAGGAAAGGCAAAAACAAAAAAGAUGUUAGAUAUCUUCAAGUUCAGUUUCCUCGUCCUCCUCGUUAGAAUCGAUGCCUUUUUGAUCUUUCUUGCAGGCGUUCAUUAAGGCUACAACUUCCAGAAAUCCAUCAUAUAGUAUACUGCAUUGCUGGUCAUCCAAAGCUUAAAUUUCAUUUUAGGUCCUCCUCCGUUUCGUGUUAAGGGAACAAAACCUGACCAGCAAGAUGCUCUUGCGGAGGUCUUUGUGAGCGUUUCCCCUUAAGAAAUGGACCUGAGAUGCUGCCCACAAAGUGAAUUCCUCCGACCUCUUCUAACUUUACGCUUACCUGCGGCAAGAUGGGCGUGCAUGGAAGUCGAACUCGAAGGCGCCUCUUAUCGCAUCAUCGAUUUGCGCUGGUGCAUUGCUGGCGCUCUGUGCCAUUGCCAGUGCGGAAAUUAUCAAGAUACACGUCUUCGCCAGUGUUGUAGCACUUUACGGCUGUGGAAGUUGGUGAAAUAUAUUUGAAGACCACAAUAUUGCACACUUUGUAACCUAGUGCUCAUCAAUCUAGACUGGAUUAUCUAGUCCUCUCAUCAUCACUACAUAUUUGAAAACUCUUUGGUCCAACGACGCUGAAAGCACUAAGGUAAAGCAGCCGGCUAGUUUUCACCUCUAUCCUUAGGCUUAUCCCUUCACACAUAAACUAAAUCUAGUCAAUAAUUGUUCUUGAUUCAACCUAAUGAAACUAAACGAUAGUGUUGAUCCAUUUCCAUCUUGUCCACAUUCUCCACUUUGUACUAUGAUGCCAUACUCAAUGAGUGAAGGAAGCGUUCUUCUCACGACUUGAAGAUGAGCAAUCACAUGCAUAUUUUUGUUCAGCCACCUCUAAGACGCUUUCGGUCUCGCCUCUGCAAUCGUGUUCAUCAAUAAACUGAAGCAACUGGACUGUCCUCAUGCCUUGGAUAUCCACCACUGCUAUCGCACAUGGCGCAACUGGGUGGAUUAAGGCUUGUUCCCAUAAUAUUAGUCCAUCUUCUUUCAGAUAGAAGUACGUACAUCUUGGAAAAGCUUCUAUCUCUUCAAGAUCUAGUCUUGACUAGUGGUCCAUCUUCAGAUAGUAAAUCUUGGAAGAUCUAUACCUAUGGAAAAAAAAUAUACGCAGAUCUAGCACGUUUGUGAGCAUUUCUCGAUUGAUUGCUUGAUCUUCUGAAUUUACCAGUCCAGAGUUGGUCCUGGGUCUGUUUGUUCCUCCAUUAUCCAGCACUGCCGCUCGUUAGACGGCCGCAUAUAGUUGCUUGAUCUUGUGAAGCACCUUGAGGCUGCUUUCCCCUCAGGGGGGAAGCUUCAAGAUGAAUCCGAACAUUGGGGACUUGCGUGGAGAUCUCUAAGGUGAGGGUGGUACGUGGGACGAUAAGCCAAGAAAUGCGCCUCCAGUUUUGCCAAAGUACCUGCUGGAUGAACCUGAAGGGCGAGCAAUUUCGUUAUACAUCUUCCGAGCGCUUGCUUACUUGAACUUAAGGGUAUUGGGUUUGACUUUGAGGAUGUUCCUUAUCGUUUUUCAUCUCGCUGAAGAUACUGGCUGAGAAAAACUAUUUCUUGAGAACCACUCCUGAUGACGAUGUUCCCGCUGUAGAUAGUUUUGCCUCUCAUCAUGAGGGGGACUACUGGAUACUAAGCUGUAAUGCUAAUGGGAUACUUCUAACCGAACACCCACCAGACCCUGCGUCCACCUCUAAUGUGCGCACAUAUGCCCUGGAUCGCUCUUUUUACUAUGAAUGGGUAUGUGUAUGUGAUGAGUCUACCCCAAAAAGAAUACGAGCUUACUGUCAGGGGCUUGCCUCCAGUUGCAGAUCGUCCAUUUUGGGAUUAGUUCUUGAAUGGACAACUUGUUUGGGCGUGUAGACAGCACUACUUGGUGGACAGCACCAAAAAAAAGGUCGAGCAGCCCAGAGUUUGUUGAAACGAUGGCAUGACAUGUUGGGCCUGCUAUGGAAGACAAGGACGUAAGAACUGAGCACUUCAUGAGCGUGUACUGAAGCAGAACAUGAGCAAUCUCCGUGAACCAAUGCUAAAGAUAAUGACAUCGAAGAUGAAGCCUGACGAUUCAACGACAUCAGCAUCCCCACUGAUUGGCAGGACUGCAACUUUGC